Hippocampus comes (tiger tail seahorse) is the source of this 1828-nucleotide messenger RNA. RefSeq names its product shisa family member 9b (gene shisa9b). The coding region runs from base 308 to 1441 and encodes 377 amino acids. The transcript is spliced from 4 exons. Lineage: Eukaryota; Metazoa; Chordata; Actinopteri; Syngnathiformes; Syngnathidae. Gene Ontology annotation, cellular component: postsynaptic density; AMPA glutamate receptor complex; postsynaptic membrane. The record is from RefSeq and is a predicted model, not a curated record. Gene Ontology annotation, biological process: regulation of short-term neuronal synaptic plasticity; regulation of AMPA receptor activity.
UUCCCUCACCCAACUUGUAUUGUCUGCUGCCACUCGGUGCUGGAGAGAAGCAGCCUGGAGGAGGCUGACGACCUCCAGCGCAACCAAAGUAAGAGAAAAUCACCGCUCCUUCUCCAUCCCGCUUCGUCAAAACCGAGCCAGAACUAAUAGACUGCAUUGCAUCGAGGAGUACCAAUGCACGCACGGUGUUUUGGUUUGGCGCAUGGCAAGUUGCAUCCACACCACUUUUACGCACGUCUCUCCAGGCGGAGGAUGUGAGCGCGUCCACGUGCGCGGAGGGGAACAAAACAAACCAAAGUGAGCGAAGAUGCGCGGCGCCGAGCUGCUGCUCGCUUACGUCCUCGCCAAAGUGGCCGUGCGCCACGCGGACUGCCAGGGGGAGCGCCCGGCGGAUGACUUGGUGCUGGUGAGCGGAUACAACGAGUCGGCGGAGUCCGUGACGAGCAGCGCCACGGAGAGCCCGCACACGGAGGACAAAUGCCGCGGCUACUACGACGUGAUGGGCCAGUGGGACCCGCCCUUUGUGUGCCAGACGGGCAACUACCUGUACUGUUGCGGCACGUGCGGCUUCAGGUUCUGCUGCGCCUUCCGCAGCUCCCGGCUGGACCAGACCACCUGCAAGAACUACGACACGCCGCCGUGGAUGAUGACCGGCAGACCGCCGUCUAAGGUGGAUGUGGCGCAGGACUCCGCCAAGGACAAGACCAACAUGAUCGUGUAUGUCAUCUGCGGGCUGGUGGCCAUCAUGGCACUGAUUGGCAUCUUCACCAAGCUGGGGCUGGAGAAGACGCAGCGGCCAAACCAAGAAAACAUGCCACAACCUUUGGCGCAUGUGACCCGUCAUCCCGCUUCAGAACAUCCGGACGAGAUAAGCCUGGGCCUGCACUAUGAGAACAUGCAGACAAGAGUCGCAAUAAACAGUCUACACAGCCCCCAGAUGAACAACGCCACGCCUGCCUCGCCUCUGCUCACCGAGCCAUACGCACUGUUGGAUUCGAUCAGCAGCCCCUACGAGCCGCAGACGUUGGUCAAGGACCUCAACAAGUACGCCACCCUCAAGGCUGUCGCAGAAAAAGCUAACGACGGCUUCUACAUCAACCGCCGCCAAGUGCUGAGUGGAAUAACAACGAAGGGCAGCCUUCCAAUGGAGCAUGUGGACGCGGAGCCCAGCAACCCCUACAGCCCGCCCAGACAGAUGUCAAGCAUGCAGAGCGUACGCAAGCACAAGAACCCGCGAAGCCACAGCUCCCAGUCGCUGUCCUUUGGCUCUUUUUCCAGCCCGGCCACGCCGAGACCUUGGGAGAGCAAAGACGUGCUGGGGCUGAGGCAGUGCUACGACCCGACUAACUUCUGCGUCACGGGGAGGGAACUUCAGAACGUUCGCUUCCUGCCCCCGCAGCCCUAUUUGGUCACCAACAGCAAGACGGAAGUGACAGUAUGAAGUGAAGAAACGGCAAGUGCAGGAAGUGCUUGUGUAAAAUACGACUGCGGACUGUUCAACAACAUACGGUUGUGUGGACGUCAUGGACAGCGUUCACGACAAAGGUUUGAAUUCAAAUGAGUGUCAUCCAACAAUAACAUCAAAUCACAAAUGCGAGAUAAAUAAAAUACCCUCCAACGCCAACAUAGACCUCCACCUAGGCCAAACAACAGUGGUGCCCUGAGAUUUGGGCUGAACAAUUUAUCGUUUUAGGAUCCAAAUCGUGAUCCGAGCAAAUCAUUUGGUGAUCCUCAAAACCGCAUUCUUUUUAAAGAGCUUUUAAACGACGCAGAGCUCACGGAUUAGAAGAGGUAUGCAAAUUGUGGACAGGUGACACUUACCAAUCAU